AAACAAAGAGUAAAGCAAGAAGGCGUCAAGUCAAGCCGCGGCUCGUGUAUUUUGUGACUAGAAAAUUGUAAGUACACGUGUUAUGAAACAUAUAGAGGAGUAAAUGUUUAGAAAAGUUUUGUGUACAAUUAGUAGCAUAGCUUACAAUAAUUCUUCGCACAGCUUUGUAAAUAGGCAUCUCAUCGCGCAAUCUAGAACUAUGAAGAUCGGGACUCAUGAUGGCGUCUUCCACUGUGAUGAAGUGCUCGCAUGCUACAUGCUCAAGCUUCUACCGCAGUAUAAAGACGCAGUCAUUGUCCGGACACGAGAUAUGGCCAAACUUAAUGAUUGUGACAUCGUAGUGGACGUCGGGGCUGUCUUUGACCAUGCCAAAAAGCGGUAUGAUCAUCACCAAAGAGAGUUCAAUGAAUCUCUAAGCUCCUUGAGACCAGAACUUGGUGACAAGUAUAAAAUCAAGUUAAGUUCAGCAGGACUGGUGUACACCUAUUAUGGUGAAGACGUCAUCAAGCAGCUUGUGCCAAGUGAUUCACCCUUAGCUGCGAAAGACCUUGAAGUAAUAUACAAGAAGGUUUAUCAAAAUUUCAUUGAAGAAAUUGAUGCUAUAGAUAAUGGAGUUCCAAUAGCUUCUGAGGAACCAAGAUAUAAAAUACGAACUCAUUUGAGCAGUAGAGUAGCACGGUUGAAUCCUGAAUGGAAUUCUAAAUCAGUUGUCAAUAUGGAUGAAAUAUUUGAAAAAGCAAUGGUGUUAGUCAGUGAAGAGUUCCUGCAUACUGUGAACUACUUCAUGAAAGUUUGGCUUCCCGCCAGAGUUUACGUCAGGGAGGCAUUAGACAACAGAUUUGUCAUACAUAAAUCAGGACAGAUUGUUGAGUUCACCGAAAGAUUCCCUUGGAAAGAACAUUUAUUUGAUUUAGAAGAAGAAAUGAAUAUUGGACAUGAAAUUAAAUAUGUAAUUUUUAAUGAUAAACCGAACUCAUGGAGAGUGCAAGCAGUACCUGUCAAUCCUACUAGCUUUGUUACCAGAAAACCCUUGCACCCAAAAUGGUGGGGUGUGAGAGACGAAGUGCUGAGUGAAGUAGCGGGAAUUGCGAACUGUGUAUUUUGCCACAGUACUGGAUUUAUUGGUGGCAACACUACAAGGAACGGUGCAUUCACAAUGGCCGUUGCUAGUUUGGAAUCAGAAACAUAGUCUUGUAUUUUUAUUUUUUAUACUACAAUAAAUUUACUUGACGCAUUUAAAUUAC
Molecule: messenger RNA, 1244 nt
Organism: Spodoptera litura
Lineage: Eukaryota; Metazoa; Arthropoda; Insecta; Lepidoptera; Noctuidae
Product: MYG1 exonuclease
Cellular component (GO): nucleus; cytoplasm
Source: RefSeq, a predicted model, not a curated record